UUAUGGAGCGGAGGUCACGAUGAAGGCUGCCCCAGGUACUUGUUAGCAGGCAGGGCUGUCCAUUCUGGCAUGAUCAUCGUCAGUUUGGGGGAAUCAACCCCGAAAAACGACCUGUUUAUAGACAUGCUCCAAAGCUUGGCUAUAGAUCCAGACGGAGGAGGAGGUUAGUGUAAGCUUGCAUCACUCCCUACUGAUCAGUCGGUCCGUAGUAUAUAUAGAAAAGGGUUCCCUCACAAUUGUAGUGCAUUUUCAAUCGAGCCCUCACUCUUUGCCGAAGUUCGACUCAGGGCCAUUGCCUGGAAGCAAAGAUGAAGACGGUGACUUUUCCAAAGAUUUACAAUACUUAUUUCGUUGCUAUAAUUGCUACAGUUGGUGGCAUGCUGUUUGGGUUCGACAUCUCGUCGAUGAGCGCCAUCAUUGGAACCAAACAAUACCUGGCUUACUUCGACAACCCUCAUGGUAUCAUCCAAGGAGCGAUUGGAUCCGCUCUCGCAGCUGGGUCCGUCGUCGGUUCUCUGAUGGCCGGGCCUAUCUCCAACAAAAUCGGACGCCGCGAUUCAAUCUUCUUUGGCUGUCUGUGGUGGCUCGUCGGGACCGCUGUGCAAGUCUCCUGCAAGAAUUAUGGACAGCUGAUCGCCGGAAGGAUCAUCAACGGUGUCUGCGUCGGUAUAACCUCGUCCCAAGUCCCCGUCUACCUCGCCGAGAUCUCCAAGCAUGACAAGCGGGGAAGCAUCAUCGUCAUCCAGCAACUUGCCAUCGAGUGGGGUAUCUUCAUCAUGUAUUUCUCCGGCUAUGGAUGCUCUUUCAUCGCAGGACCGGCGUCCUUCCGCACCGCUUGGGGGAUUCAAUUCAUCCCGGCUGUCGUCUUGAUGAUCGGGCUGCCAUUCCUCCCUCGCUCACCACGUUGGCUGGCCAAGGUUGGCCGCAGAGAAGAAGCCAUCCAAACGCUCGCGGAUAUCCAAGCACGCGGCAACAUUGACGAUCCGCUCGUGGUGGCAGAAUGGGAAGAGAUCUGGACAGUCCUUGUUGCAGAGCGCGAAGCAGCUCCCGGCUGGCGGAAAUUCGUCUGCAAAGGAAUGUGGCGUCGAACCCUCGCGGGCAUGAGUGUGCAAGCAUGGCAGCAGUUGUCCGGCGCCAACACAAUGACCUACUACAUCGUCUACGUAUUCGAAAUGGCUGGAUUAUCAGGAAAUGCCAACCUUCUCAGUUCCGGGGUCCAAUACGCGCUAUUCAUAAUCUUCACCACGGCCGUCUUCUUCUUCAUCGACAAGACCGGCCGUCGCCCCCUCCUGAUCUACGGCGCUCUCGGGAUGGGAAUCUGCCAGUUCGUCGUCGGCGGCGUCCUGGGCACCUACGGCACCAUCGUGCCCGGCGGAAUCGGCAACCCGCCCAACAAGAACAUCAUCAUCGAAGUAUCGGGCGGGCCCGCACACACCGUCAUCGCCUUCUGCUACCUGCUCGUCAUCAUCUACGCGCUGACGCUCGCGCCCGUCGCCUGGGUGUACGCGGCCGAAGUCUGGUCCCUCGAGACGCGCGCCACGGGGAUGGGACUCUCGGCCGUCGCCAACUGGCUCUUCAAUUUCGCCAUCGGGCUCUUCCUACCGCCGGCCUUCAUCAACAUCACGUACAAGAUCUUCAUCAUCUUCGGCGUGUUGUGUUUCGCCGCCGCGCUGCAGGCCUAUUUCACGUACCCCGAGACGUGUCGUAAGACGCUCGAGGAGAUCGAGAUCCUGUUUAGUAAGGGAGGACCGAAACCCUGGCGCACGAAACCUGGAGAGAGUAGGCUGGCGGCGGAGAUUGAGGCUGUUAUUGAGAGGAAGACGAAUGGGGCUGAGUCGUUUGAACAUCGGGAGCUUGCGCCUUCGGCUUCGGCUGCUGCUGCUGCUGGGGUGGAUGCUGAGGAGAAGGGAACUGUUGGUAUGAAUGCGGAUCAUGUCGAGGUAUCUUCUUAAUCUUGGAAUAAACACUUCUUCUUUGGUUGUUGUUGUUGUUGUCGUAGGUUAGUUGACAGAUGUAUUGAAUGGGAUUUGAAAUAUAGGGAGAUGCUUGUUCAUUUCACUGUCAAGAUGGUGUCACACAUAGCUCCAGAGACCACAUCUCAGAUUUCGAUCUGGGGAAUGCCGUCCACUGUAGCGUUU
This is a messenger RNA of Amorphotheca resinae ATCC 22711, 2138 nucleotides long. RefSeq lists its product as hypothetical. Gene Ontology annotation, molecular function: carbohydrate:proton symporter activity. The transcript is spliced from 3 exons. Gene Ontology annotation, biological process: transmembrane transport; carbohydrate transport. The coding region runs from base 309 to 1952 and encodes 547 amino acids. NCBI's taxonomy places the organism in Eukaryota, Fungi, Ascomycota, Leotiomycetes, Helotiales, Amorphothecaceae. The record is from RefSeq and is a predicted model, not a curated record. Gene Ontology annotation, cellular component: membrane.